Molecule: messenger RNA, 1953 nt
Organism: Aspergillus bombycis
Lineage: Eukaryota; Fungi; Ascomycota; Eurotiomycetes; Eurotiales; Aspergillaceae
Product: Zn(II)2Cys6 transcription factor
Exons: 3
Coding region: 1-1953 (650 amino acids)
Biological process (GO): positive regulation of transcription by RNA polymerase II
Cellular component (GO): nucleus
Molecular function (GO): DNA-binding transcription factor activity, RNA polymerase II-specific; zinc ion binding; transcription cis-regulatory region binding
Source: RefSeq, a predicted model, not a curated record
AUGAGCUCGCCCGAACCCCCACUGCUGCCAUCAGUCUCCCCACGGGGUCGGCCAGUGCCACUUCAAACCCCAUGUAUCAAUUGCCGAUCCAAGCAUCUUCGAUGUACGUAUGAAACCAACCAAUGUGAGCCCUGUAAACGACACAACCGGACAUGCGUCCGCCGCAACCCUCGCCAGAAUCCGAUUCAAUUUCGUCCGGGUAGCCGUGCAAAGUAUGACCAGGCUUUUGCUCCGGAUCAGGUCUGGGUAAAGCUGGGCCGUAGAUCGGCACGCCUGAGAUUUGUCGACGAGACCGUAGACGUCAUCUCGGGCUACAACUCGGCGAGUGAUUCUGAAAACGAGAUGAUUGACGGCGAGGAUGUGUCCUUUCGGACUGGGGCCGCCGUAGGAACUCAAUCAGAGGCUACGCAAUCUCAUCCAGCUCUGGGCGCAAACAACUCCAUCAAGAAUGCUACUCAAGGUGGGACCCAAAGACAGGCAACAACCGUGUCGGUAAUGACUACGCUGGGAAGCUCAGAUACAGCUACACUACAUCGAGAUGCAGGAAUAGGACCUACUGAGAGCCAGAGACAGAUGCACAGACCCGUCGUCUUUGUUGGAGAUACUGACAUCCGUCUCCAAGCUAUUCUCCUACGAUAUUUCGCGGAGGUCAUUGGCCCUCGCUUCGAUUUAUGUGAUAACGAGCGCCACUUCAGCCGUCUGGUACCGCAACGGGCCCGUUCCUCUCCCACCCUAUUGAAUGCGAUUCUCACUACCUCAGCCCGGCAUUUGACCCGGCUACAAAGGUAUCGCAAUUCUGCCGGCAUCGUGGAGUGGCAGGGCCAUCUGUUACCGAAUUUGAGCGAGGAAUCUGCUGUCUACUACCACAAUGAAUGCAUUAAAGACCUACUUCGGCUCAGCAUGGACCCAGAACAGAUUCAUAAUGAAGCUCUUCUGGCCGCGGCCAUCAUUCUUCGCACCGAUGAAGAAAUGGACGCCCCGCUCCACGAAGGCGAGGAGGAUACCGAGGUUUUCCUAGGCAUGCUAAACAUGUUUAUUAACGCCCAGGUGCCACUAGUGGCAACAUUACCGCACAGCUCCCCUCCCGUAUAUCCAUCACAGGAAGACCUCUAUGGCCCAGGAGUCCACUUAGUCCAUGCACCACAACCGCCGGAUUCGCCCUCCCACCCGCUCUCUUCCCCCACACCACAGACCAAUAUCUUAUGGCCUUAUGCCAUUCCACAUGUCCCUAGACCGGACGGCCUUCGCCAGGCCGCCUUUUGGGUCGCCCUGCGUCAAGAGCUCUUUACCUCAUUCAUGAAACAACGCCCUCUGAACUUUCCCAUGAGUCACUGCGAUGCGUUCCGCAAUCUCUCACCCGCCGAGGAUGUCAUCUGGGCAGACAGGCUCGUCAUCUUCUGCGCCGACCUUCUCGAAUACUGCUACGGAAGUAGCUAUCUCCACAACGCGGAUCAAGCCUCACGUCGUCGCCAUGACCCGUCCCGCUGGCAUGAGUUGCGGAAUUACGAACGGGAUUUGACGCUGGCCCUGCCGAAAUCAUUUGAGCCCAUGUGCUACCGAGAGCCCGAUACGAGCUCCGGACAGGUCUUUCCAGAGAUCUGGCAUCUGGAAAGCUGCCACGUCACGGGGACCACGCAUCUGGAGUUAGCUCGCAUCUUGUUAGUCGCUUUCGAUCAAAGCCGGCCUAACUUAGGACCGGGAUCGGUCUCGAGCCAAAGGAAGCUCGCCAGCACGCUGAAGGAUAUCGUGCGCCGGCUCUGUGGGAUCGCGAUGUGCAACCGCCAAUCGCCACCGGCGUUCAUCGAAGCCUUAAUGGGUAUCACGUUAUGCGGGGAGUAUUUUACUGAUCACGGGGAGCAGCAAGCCCUGUUGGGUGUUUUGAGAACCAUGCGUCAGGAACAUGCUUUUCCAACGGGGAAGGUAGAGAAGAUGUUGCUGGAUGCGUGGGGGUAA